AUGAGACUCGUCGUGAUUGAUUAUGCGGGUCUCAGUACCAAUCCAAAUGACGUUGGAGAUUUUCUCAAGGCGUACCCGCAAAUCAAGGAGUUGGUCGUAGACCAUGGGCUCGCCUUCGAGCUGUUUACUUGCAAUGAGCUCAUCAACAAUCAAGAACGGCUGGCGAAAUUCAAUUGCUGCACAGGCCCAAAACAUCGCUCCUUGUUAUAA
Radiomyces spectabilis is the source of this 210-nucleotide messenger RNA. RefSeq lists its product as uncharacterized. The transcript is spliced from 2 exons. The record is from RefSeq and is a predicted model, not a curated record. The coding region runs from base 1 to 210 and encodes 69 amino acids. Lineage: Eukaryota; Fungi; Mucoromycota; Mucoromycetes; Mucorales; Radiomycetaceae.